Messenger RNA from Rotaria sordida, 801 nucleotides. The record is from the annotation of a GenBank genome assembly. Lineage: Eukaryota; Metazoa; Rotifera; Eurotatoria; Philodinida; Philodinidae.
AUGUCAAUGUUUCAACAAAUUCGUUGGACAGGCUAUCGAAAACGUUUAAAAGUAUUACCACCUUGUCCUAAACGAACGAAUUUACGAUCAUUCGAAAUUCCUCAAUCUUUUCAUUUAAAUUCAUUGAAAGAACCUUUCCUAAUUCAUGAUUCUGCUGAUCCUUAUCGUAUUAUUGUUUUUGCAUCAAAAACGUCUUUACGUUAUCUCGGAACGAAGCCAGUAUGUUAUUCAGCAACAGAAAAAAAAGACCUAAAAACAUAUCUUACUUUAUUCCAAUCAUUAAAGGAUGCAGCAAUAGCAUUUGGCAUUAAUAUAGCACCAUCAAGUCAUUUAAUUGAUUUUGAAAUUGCUGCUUCAAAAGCUUCAAAAGAAUUUUUUCAUAAUACAGAUAUUUCUUACUGUCAUUUUCAUUUCGCUCAAGCUAUCUGGAGAAAAAUAAAAAAUCUGAAUAGUGUCAUUCAUGAACACUUAAUUCUCUCUAUUAUGCAUAUGCUAUAUGUUUAUUAUUCAGACUUAAUAAUUGAAGCACAUGAAAAAAAUAUACAAAAGCAUAUUGUAGAUUUAAUUAGUUUACCAAUGGUUCCAACUAAUCUUGUUCGAGAACGGUUCGAAAUUAUAAGUCAAGAAUUAUGUUGGGAAGACUUAUCAUUUAAGCCAUUUAUUUCAUAUUUGCGACGAACUUAUAUUAAUAGUAAACAAUUUCCAAUUGCUUCUUGGAAUCAUUACAAUUAUCUCGGUAUUCGAUCACGUACCAAUAAUCGUCUCGAAGGAAGCCAUCGACAAUUAAAAAAGUAUAUAUAA